CUUUCAACUCCUCAUUUCAUACUCCAUCCAGGCUGAGGUUACAGCAUCCAGGUGACAGGUGUACCAAUGUUCUAGCAAACAAUCAUACUCUGUCUACAGUAACUCCAGCCCACGGAAUGGGACCUGCACUAGGUGCCCUUGCUCCCAAAAUGCACAGCUUCCUCCGCCACCACUAUGACCUCUGGAAGCAAACACAAGCAAUGUGUGUCCUGGACCCCAAGCCCCUCAAGGAGCCUCUUCCACCACCAACUCAACUAUUCCUUGAGCCACAGCUCACUGGCAGAGCUGUUUUCACUGUUUGCACUUCCUCUGUGACAAAUUUCUACUCAUCUCUCCAAUCCAGCUCCUUCCAAGCAUUCUCCCAGCUCCCCUGGCCUGGCACUGAUCCUUAUGGAGCUGGGAGUGCCUGGAUACACCUGCUUCAGGGUGGGGAGUCAGAGGCUGCAGGAAGGGAGUGGGUGGGAGCCAAAAGGAGACCUGAAAGGAAACAGCCCUUGGGAGGGGUGCACAGGGCAAGGGUGGGGAUAGAGGUGGUCAGGCUAGAUAAAGGCAGGAACUAGAUAAGUGGACAGGAGCUGGGAUAGGACCCACUGUCCCCCUUCUCUUGGCAGAGGAGAGAAGGCCUUGCUGGACAACCACCAGGAUCAUCCUGGGAAAGUCAGGGCCACCUGUGAAAGAACUGGGACACUCAAGCUUUAGAGUCUUUGUCCACAGCAUUGGUCCCAGAGUGCUUGUGUGCCUGUCCACCCCUAAGGUAGGGGGGCAGCAGGUGUGUGCCCAUUCAUGGGAUGAGAGCAUCGCUUCAGAGGACAUCAGAAUGAGCCACUCCAAAUUAUCUUAUUUCUCGACCUGGUCAUCCUAUAAGAAACUGGCUCAGAGAGGCCAGUUCUUCUCUAUGUCACACAGCACAGCCAGCGGUGACUAUGCUGGCCCCCAUGGUGCCUUAAUCUCUCCAGAAAUGCCCUCUGAGGUCACCGUUAAGGGAUGCGGGAGGGCAGGCUACCCGGCAGCAAGCUGGGGCACCCCGCUGCCUGGCAGGUGACUCCAGCCUGUUUUCCUGGACAGCGACCGCUGACUCAGCCCUCCCCAUCCCUCCCUCCCCCCCCCAACAUGGGGUGCCCCCAGGCGGAAGCACCAGCUGGCAGGAAAGGGGGUGCGGCCGGCAACCCGGCUGGACGCCCUCAAACCUCGUCUCAGGGUGCAUCGGGGUCCAUAACAAAGCCUAAAGACCCGGGCUCAGAGAUACAGCCUCUGGUAUAAUUGAGGCUAGGCUGGACGUGGGAGCUAGGUGCCCUGGGCCGACGGAGCCUCGGGGCCCGGGGCCUGGGCCAGCCCGCAGGGGCGGGGGCCAGCUGCGUCACCGCCUGCCCGGCCCCCCGCCCCCUACCCGCCCAAACUCCACCCCGAGGGAAGGCGGCGGCGGAUAAAGGCUCCGGGGCCGCCCGCCUGGCCCCAGAUCGCCCUGGUCACCGCACUGUUUGCCCCCGCCGCCGAGGGUCGCUCGGAACUAUAGGGACCCAGGAACCACCGCGCCCGAUCCUGCGAGCAGCGGCUGCCGCGGCUGUUGCUAAGGGAGGGGACGCGCCGGGUAGCGCGACCCGAGCAGCAUAAGCACCGAGCCCGCUUGGCCAGGGGCUGCCCCUCCUCAGGGGCCCGCGCCGCUCCCGGGCCACCCACCGCCCUCGGAGGAACUGCAAGCCCAGACCCCACCCCGGGGCCGCAACCCGAGAAGCCGACGCGACCUCUGAGCGCCACUCGGAUUUUUAAUUUCCGACUCGCUUUUCACCGCUGGGACCUUCCCGAGGGACAAACGCAUUGCCCCCCCCGCCCCCAAACACCCAGAGAGGAAGGACCCCGUUUUGGGAGAGUCCGGGUCCCAGAGGCGCGGAGAGGAUUGGCGGCGCCCCGCGGACCCCAGCCCCCCAGCGCGCGCCGGGGAUGGAGCCGCAGCCCGGCGGCGCCCGGAGCUGCCGGCGCGGGGCCCCCGGCGGCGCCUGCGAGCUGGGCCCAGCGGCCGAAGCGGCGCCCAUGAGCCUGGCCAUCCACAGCACGACGGGGACCCGCUACGACCUGUCGGUGCCCCCAGACGAAACGGUGGAGGGGCUGCGCAAGCGGCUCUCCCAGCGCCUCAAAGUGCCCAAGGAGCGUCUGGCGCUGCUCCACAAAGACACCCGGCUCAGUUCGGGGAAGCUGCAGGAGUUCGGCGUGGGGGAUGGUAGCAAGCUGACGCUGGUACCCACCGUGGAAGCGGGCCUCAUGUCCCAGGCCUCAAGGCCGGAGCAGUCUGUCAUGCAAGCCCUUGAGAGUUUGACGGAGACUCAGCCCCCAGCGGCGCCUGGGCCGGGCCGGGCUGGCAGAGGAGGCUUCCGGAAAUACAGAUUCAUUUUAUUUAAGCAUCCGUGGCACCGACAGGGACCCCAGAUCCCAGAGAGGGGCGGCGAGAAGCCCCAGGUCAGUGACUUCCUGUCUGGCCGAUCACCGUUGACCCUGGCUCUUCGAGUGGGAGAUCACAUGAUGUUCGUCCAACUGCAGCUAGCUGCCCAGCAUGCCCCGCUACAACACCGCCAUGUGCUAGCAGCUGCAGCCGCUGCCGCUGCCGCCGCCCGGGGUGACCCCAACAUUACCACCCCUGUAUCUUCUCCCUGCCGGCCAGUAUCCAGCACUGCCCGAGUCCCACCAGUGCCCACCAGCCCUUCCCCUGCCUCCCCUUCACCAGUCACAGCUGGGUCCUUCCGAUCCCAUGCCGCCUCAACCACUUGCCCUGAGCAGCAGAUGGAUUGCUCCCCGCCAGCCAGCAACAGUGUCGGACCUGGAGCCAGCACCACAGCCACCCCAGGGAACAGUCCCACCCCUCGCUCCCGCAAACCUGGCGCAGUCAUUGAAAGCUUCGUGAACCACGCUCCUGGGGUCUUCUCAGGGACCUUCUCUGGCACUCUGCACCCCAAUUGCCAAGACAGCAGCGGGAGGCCCCGGCGUGACAUUGGCACGAUACUACAGAUCCUCAACGACCUCCUGAGUGCCACACGGCACUACCAGGGCAUGCCCCCCUCGCUGACCCAGCUCCGUUGCCAUGCCCAGUGCUCACCCGCCUCACCAGCCCCUGACCUCACCCCCAAAACUACCUCCUGUGAGAAGCUGGCGGCCACAUCCCCCUCCUCUCUGCUGCAGGGCCAGAGCCAGAUCCGCAUGUGCAAGCCCCCAGGCGACCGUCUGCGGCAGACUGAGAACCGCGCCACGCGCUGCAAGGUGGAACGUCUCCAGCUCCUGCUGCAGCAGAAGCGCAUGCGCAGAAAGGCCCGGCGGGACGCCCGCGGCCCCUACCACUGGCCCCCCAGCCGCAAGGCCGGCCGCAGCGACAGCAGCAGCAGCGGGGGAGGCAGCAGCCCCAGCGAGGCCGCUGGCUUGGGCCUUGACUUCGAGGACUCCGUUUGGAAGCCGGAAGUCAACCCCGACAUCCAAUCGGAAUUCGUGGUGGCCUAAGACCUGGCCCUCCAGGCUCCUCUGCACACCCCGGCACAGGGCUGGGAGCCCUGGGGAUGCCGAGUGCGCAUGUGUAGUGGCCCAGCUCUGGAGGGCAGGUGGUCACCUCCCUCACCACCCACCACCAGCCUUUGAUUUUCUUUUUUUUCUUUCUUUUUUUUUUUUUUUAAAUUCUCACCCUGGUUGUACCUCCUGCGUUCCCCUCACAUGCCCACCUCUUCCUCCUUCACUGUCUCUGACGGCCUCUGCGCUGGGUCCUUCCUCCCACCUUCCCCAGCUCCAAAUAUGUAGCAGUCUUUCCAGAUGGCUGAGAGCAGAGGAGACCAGGAAGCCGCCCCCACCCCCUUCCGCUCUGCCUUCCUCCGCCUUCCACCCCCCCCCCACACGCACACCCGAUUCAGGUUUUAAGUCAAAAAUGUAGACGCCUCAUUAUGCACUUUACAGAUGAGGGGAGGGGCAGGGAGAGGAGAGUCCACACGCACCCCCUCUUGUAAAACCUUGGCCUCCACCCCGGGCCAGCAGCACCCACUGGGCCACAAGCAAGGAGAGACAUCACCAGGGAGGGACGCCCACAGGGGACUGUUUUCCACAUCUGUCCAUUAUUCUUUUGUUUUUUUCCACGUGAAGCUGUUUUCUGCAGAGUCCAGUCCCUUCUGUCUUGGGUCAGGUGGGGACAGGAGACCCUUUUCUGCCAGGAAAGGACACUGCUGGGAACAGCCCUUACCCACCCUCUGUGGUCACCCUACCAUGACUGCUGUUUCUCUCUCACCCUCCUGCCCGCCAUUCCCUAUUUCCCCUGACCUCCCUCCGCCUGAGCUUGGAGACUAUUUAUAGAUUAUUAAUUUUCUGACUGAGCCAAUAGUGGUUGGGAAUCUCUUGAAACUGGGAGAGAAAUGAUGGGGGAGACACCCCCACUCCCUCUUCCUGGCCCAACCUGAGAGAUGGGGGACUGUGGGGGGGGGCCCUCAAUCUGCAGCCAGGAUGGGGAGGGGGGUGCUGAGCUGUGAAUGCCCUGAGUUAGGGCACCGCUGUGUAGCAUUAACCCCCCCCCAUGGGGGUCUGCUGCUGGUCUAAUUUGGACCCUCCCCACUGCUCAAGCCCUGAGGGCCCUAGGCCUCCAGGAACAGAGGGAGAGAGUCCUCUCUACUGGGGCCAUUUCAAUAGGGGUGGGAAUUGUUUUGUUCCUCCCCAUUCACUUUUUUUUUUAUAUAUAUAUAAUAAUGGGAUGUUUGGGCCUUGCCCACCCCCCCUGUCCUGUCCUGGCCCCACCUGUCUCCCCCCUCUUUGUUCUUGUAGAUGAACCCCAGGUCCUCCCUCCCUUCCCAUUAUGUGUUGAAAAGUUAAUGGUUUCAGAUGUGAACAUCAUGUAUUAACUGUAGCUGUAAAAUUUUUUGUGGGGGGGUGGGGGGGUGGGGAGGGGUCCCGGAGGGUAGAGGUCAAGGAUUUGGUUUUUAUUUUUUUGUUUUAUUUUUUUUCCAAAAAACGAGAAAAAAAAAGGAAAAAAAAGGGGUGCAUUUGUUUUUUGAAAAACUGUCUUGAAUACCUAUUUAAAUGUGUGUUCUGUUUUGUUUUUUAACGAUUUUUAAAUAACGUCUGUGCCUCCCUGGGUAUGAGGCCCCAGACAGGAACCGGCCCGCAGCCCUCUGCCCUCUCAGGGCCUCCCUCCCCCUCCCCCCCCAACACGAAGCAUUACCCGGCCCCGGGGUCGGGCUGUGGGGGUCCUGGCGCCGCGCCAGUCUCCUGUAUGGAACCUAAAAUUGGAAGAAAGAAAAAAAAAAAAAAACCCUUACACAAGCACCGUGAUUUCAAGUAAUAAACAGAAAAUGAAACAC
Perognathus longimembris pacificus (Pacific pocket mouse) is the source of this 5312-nucleotide messenger RNA. It is a transcript of the gene Midn, whose product is annotated as midnolin. Lineage: Eukaryota; Metazoa; Chordata; Mammalia; Rodentia; Heteromyidae. The coding region runs from base 1939 to 3480 and encodes 513 amino acids. Gene Ontology annotation, molecular function: protein binding. The transcript is spliced from 9 exons. The record is from RefSeq and is a predicted model, not a curated record. Gene Ontology annotation, cellular component: nucleus.